Nematolebias whitei (Rio pearlfish) is the source of this 453-nucleotide messenger RNA. RefSeq names its product nuclear receptor 2C2-associated protein. The coding region runs from base 28 to 453 and encodes 141 amino acids. Lineage: Eukaryota; Metazoa; Chordata; Actinopteri; Cyprinodontiformes; Rivulidae. The record is from RefSeq and is a predicted model, not a curated record. The transcript has 5 exons.
GGCAGAGUGUAGUUAAAAAAAUUCAAUAUGGCUGCCUCGUUGAUUUGUAGCGAAACUCGAAGCAGAGUGAGUUCAGUUCUGCACAGAGAUGUGAAGCAGUUCGGGAAAAAACACAUGUUCGAUAAGAAUGAAGAAACCUGCUGGAACUCAGACCAGGGUGAAUGUCAGUGGGUGUUGCUGGACUUUCCUCAAUCUGUUCAGGUGUCAGAGAUCAACAUAUUGUUCCAGGGAGGCUUCUCAGCUAAAACAUGCAGAAUAGAAGGCUGCUUCAAAGAGGGAGAUUUCACAGAGAUCAGCCAGUUUUACCCAGAAGACAACAACUGCCUUCAGAGCUUUCCCAUACAGGAGGCCCCAGCAGUGGAUAAAGUAAAAAUACUGUUUGAAAACAGCGCAGACUUUUUUGGGAGAGUUAUUGUUUAUUCCUUGGAUGUUUUGGGGAAAAAAAACUCAUGA